This is a messenger RNA of Diversispora eburnea, 462 nucleotides long. The record is from the annotation of a GenBank genome assembly. Lineage: Eukaryota; Fungi; Glomeromycota; Glomeromycetes; Diversisporales; Diversisporaceae.
AUGGUUCUAACAAGAGCCCAAUACAGAAAAAAAUUAAAUUAUCAACAUCUCCAACAACCCCAACAACCACAACAACCACAACAGAAGCAACAACAGCAAAAACGCGGUCGAGGAAGGCCACGAAAAAAUAUUCAACCCAUUCAACCUAAAGCUCAACAACCAUCACCACAGCAAAAACAAAAAGACAAAUUUUGUAUUGCAAUGAAUAAUUACUUAUUUAAGAUGCUAAAAGAAGUGAUCGAUGAAAAAACUGAAUUCUUAGUAUUGGCUUGUGACGCUUCAUUCGUAAAAAUAUUUCAACGACUUAUUUAUCCAAAGUGCUUGUGGAGAUUUAAUGAAUCAUGCUUAACUAUAGAUGGUGGAGAUUGCGGUAUAGGAUGGAAUAUAUGGAAUGUUGGUCCUGAAUAUCAUUUGCCUGAUGAUGUUAAGGAUGGUUUAGAAGAUUCGGGAAAUUCUUUCUAA